Acaulospora colombiana is the source of this 378-nucleotide messenger RNA. The record is from the annotation of a GenBank genome assembly. NCBI's taxonomy places the organism in Eukaryota, Fungi, Glomeromycota, Glomeromycetes, Diversisporales, Acaulosporaceae.
AAAGACUUUUAUCAACUUAAAGAAUUGGAAAAAAUUGCACCAAAACAAAAAGGGAUAGUGGUACAAUCCGUUAAGGAUAUUCUUCAAGAAUUGGUGAAUGAUAAUCUUGUCGCUCAAGAUAAAAUUGGCACUUCAAAUUACUACUGGUCAUUCCCUAGUAGUGCACUCCAAUCGCGACGAAUAAAAAUCGAAGAGCUUACUGAAGAAAUUAAAAAGCUAAAAGAAAAAAAUGCCGACUUGCAAUCGAAUAUUGAAAAAGCAUCUGACGGCCGCGAGGAGUCGGCCGAUCGCGCGUCGUUAUUGAAGGAGUUGGCUGAAACCGAGUCAAAAAGAGCAAAUCAUAAGAAAGAGUUGGAUCACUAUAGAGAACAUGAUCCU